Drosophila santomea is the source of this 655-nucleotide messenger RNA. RefSeq lists its product as uncharacterized. The record is from RefSeq and is a predicted model, not a curated record. The transcript is spliced from 2 exons. NCBI's taxonomy places the organism in Eukaryota, Metazoa, Arthropoda, Insecta, Diptera, Drosophilidae. The coding region runs from base 138 to 458 and encodes 106 amino acids.
UUUGUGGGCACUUUUUUGGUCUUGGUAUAUGCUCUUCUCAUGGAGCCUCAGUUCGUUUUUCUAAGCUGCAGAAAAAAGACCAACGCUGGGAUCAAAAAUACAAUGAUAUAAGAUUAAUAAUAAUUUAUGAUUCUAACAUGUUCAACUUCAAGUAUGAGUACUCCUUCAUGUUCGAAUCCACCGGAUGUGGAAGUAAGUUCCUAGGAAUGCCCUACGACGUGGAGUUCGAGACAAUGUGGCAACAGAUUGGGGAAGAACUCCGUUCCAGACAUAAUCGCUUCCUGGGCAUGCCGUUUGAUAGUGGAUUUGAGCGGAUGUGGCGCCAGAUCAGAGAGGAACUGAAACGGGAUCGGGAAGAUGACCAAUUCGCCAUUCAUUUCCAGCGGAAUUUGACCCUCUACGCAAAGGAGGAAGGUGGGGAUGUCGGCCAACUUGAGUCUUUUAUUGAACGCAGAUAAAAUAUAUUCAAUUUUAUUGAAAGGCAUGUUAUUGUUUAAAGUACGUAUGUAUGUAUGUCUAUUAAGUAUGCAUUGUAAAGAUUACGAUCGGUUUGGUUAAAAUAAUUUAUUGUUUUCGGAAUUGGUUUCAAUGUCGAAUCGGUCAAGCAGUCACUUGCCAUCGAUUGGAAAAAAGAUAAUAAAAAAGUCUUAACAUA